AUGAUUGCGGGAGGCUGCGCGUACUUCGGCAGGGAGCUGGCGGCCGCGGCCGGCUGGACGGCAGGAAGCUACUCCGCGAGCUCCCGCCUUGGCAGCGUCGCGUCCGCGCAGUACUUCGUCCACAACGACGGCGGUACUCCCUCAGCCGGUGCGGCAGCCGUCCCGGACGAGGGAUCAGGCGUUUACGGUGCCAUCGGGGGGAUGGAUCGUCGCACCAGCUUCGCCGGCUAUGGCAGCGCCCCCCUGCCCAUGGCGACGGCCGCGCCGGCUCGACCGCCGCUGCUCGCCAGAGCCAACGGACCGCUGAUCAAAGCAUCGUGGACGGACGAGGAAGAUGAGAUUCUGACGAAAGCAGUGCGGGAACAUGCUGGCAACCAGCACCGGAAGUGGACGGCGAUUGCCGAGCACCUCCCAGGGCGAACCGGGAAACAGUGCCGCGAGAGAUGGGUUAACCACGUCGACCCCACCAUUGAGAAGAAAAGGUGGACCGAGGCGGAGGAUAUGGAGCUGAUCGCGGCGCACCGGAGGUGCGGCAACCGCUGGUCAGCGAUUGCCAGAAAGCUCUCCGGCCGUUCCGAGAACUCCGUGAAGAACCACUGGAACGCCACAAUGCGUAGCCUAAAGGCCAAGCGCACGCUCAAGAAGCGGAACUGCGAGCAGCUACCUCCCGGCAAGCCCUCCCUCCUCGCCGACUACAUCCGUAACCUCUACCCUGCCACCGAAUGGCCACCAGCAGUGUUACCGGCGGCGACCGCGCCGCCGACCAAGCCCGAUCACCAAAAUCAUCCAGUUGGUCCAGACACCGGCAUUGCCGCUGCGCCGCUGGCCUACGCCGCCCCGUCCAUGGCUGGCAUGUACUCCACAAACAUGCAGCACUCCUGGGCACUGGACAUGAACUCCGCGGCUGCCGGGUACCCGUACUACAUCCCUCCCUACCCGCAGUUGAACUACCACCUGCCCUACGUCCCGCCUCCGACGCCAGCGCAGAUGAUCAAGGUGCAGGACCUGCAGGCGGCCGCGGCGUACGCGAGCACGAACGAGGUGAACCCGUUCGCUGACCAGCAGAACUGCCUGCAGCCGGAGGCGGAGAUCGACCACGGGUUAUCCACCAACGACACGAUGGGCCACGUUGGUGGUGGUGGCGGUGGUGCUAACGACUGGUGCUACUUCAGCACCAACGGAGCUGGCCUGAGCCGUAGCAUUAGCGGCGGUGGUCCAGGCGACAUCGACGUGGUACAAAUGGCCUCGAGGGAGUUUGAGGUGCUGGACCAGUACAUGGCCACCCUCGACCAUCUCACUCAGUUCAACUGA
This is a messenger RNA of Lolium perenne, 1311 nucleotides long. RefSeq lists its product as uncharacterized. Gene Ontology annotation, cellular component: nucleus. Gene Ontology annotation, biological process: regulation of DNA-templated transcription. The record is from RefSeq and is a predicted model, not a curated record. Gene Ontology annotation, molecular function: DNA-binding transcription factor activity, RNA polymerase II-specific; RNA polymerase II cis-regulatory region sequence-specific DNA binding. Lineage: Eukaryota; Viridiplantae; Streptophyta; Magnoliopsida; Poales; Poaceae.